AAACAUCAGAACGAUGUAAUGCAAGUCAAAGAAUGUAUUGCGCUUUCGAAUUAUCUACACCUCAGUCGCGCACCCGCCCCUCAUCACGAGGUCAGGAAAGAAAAACUGGAAAAUCUGACUCGAGAGUAGGACAGUACUGAUAUGGAACACGUUGGUGGAGGAGGUGUUUGAGAAACAGGUGACAAAGUCGUGUAAUCGCGAUGAAGGACCGCACACAUGAGUUAAAGGCGGGUAAGGAGGCUGAGGAAGAGGAUGAUGUAGCUGUCAAUGUGGAAAAAGAUCGAUUUAUGGAUGAGUUCUUUGUACAGGUGGAGGAGAUCCGAGGCUUAAUUGAGGAGCUCUUAGAGAAGGUGGAGGAGGUCAAGAGACAACAUGGUGCCAUCUUGGCUGCCCCCAAUCCUGAUGAAACAACGAAGUCUGAACUGGAGAAGUUAAUGACAGACAUAAAAACCUUUGCGAACAAAGUGCGCUCCAAGUUAAAAGGCAUUGAACAAUCCAUAGAGCACGAGGAGGUCCUGAACAGGUCGUCCGCAGAUCUAAGGAUACGUAAGACCCAGCAUUCCACAUUGUCUCGUAAGUUUGUGGAGGUGAUGUCGGAGUAUAACGCAACGCAGUCGGACUACCGGGAGCGCUGUAAGGGCCGUAUCCAGAGACAGCUGGAGAUCACUGGUAGGAACACAACCAAUGAGGAACUGGAAAGCAUGCUGGAGAGUGGCAACCCUGCCAUUUUUACGUCAGGGAUUAUCAUGGACUCCAACAUCAACCAACAGGCCAUGAAUGAGAUUGAGACGAGACACACUGAAAUCAUCAAGCUGGAGAACAGUAUCAGGGAACUUCAUGACAUGUUCAUGGACAUGGCCAUGUUGGUGGAGAGCCAGGGGGAGAUGAUUGACCGUAUAGAGUACAACGUGGAGCAUGCUGUGGAUUAUGUUGAGAGAGCUGUGUCUGACACCAAGAAGGCAGUCAAAUACCAGAGUAAAGCCAGGAGGAAGAAAAUAUUGAUUAUUAUAUGUUGUGUGGUGCUAGGUAUUGUUGUUGUUUCCAGUAUUGGUGGUAGUUUAACAUAGAACACACAUUACACACACACGUAUGGUCCCCUCCAGAAUUAUUGGAUGAGCAAAAAUUUAGUUGUAGGUCAGCUUGUUCUUACACUCAGAAGAACAUGGAAGAACGCUAACCUUAAUAUAGGUGACAUUUUUCAGAGAAAAGGUAAAUUUUAAUCAAAAAAAAUAAUCCCCAAAAUUUUUCACAAUUAUUAAUUCCCCUGAAAAUUAUUAUGAAGCAAAUUUUAUGUAUUUAUCUUUUGAUUGAUAUACCUUUUUUAUAACAACGUUUAAGUGGUCAUACAUAAAUACCCUGGGGUCGAAAUAUGAGGUGACAGACGCACUCACUCUACUUGUAAAAUUAUUUUUCAGAGCUUUUGUACAGUGGGAUUCACAGGGAUACUGAUAUGAACUGACAUAGUGGUGAAAGAUAGAUAAGGCUAUUGAAGUCUGGUCUCUGGCUGGGAACCAGCUGUGUGCACAGAGUGGGGAUCUUUACCACUGGGCUCAAACUAUACAUUUUUUAUGUACAUCAGAAUCAUUAGGAUCUUUAAAGUGGUCAAUUAUGACUUCCUGUCUCAUUGGAAUAUCAAUGUGGUGAAACCUGUGCUGUUAUUUUUGCAAUGAGAGGGUGCUAAAUGUACUAAAUGCAGGUCAAUUAUAACAAUGUCACAUAUUUUAGACAAUUAUGUAUUUCUCUUUUACCUACAAUUGUGAUUAUAUAGUAUUUUCUCAUAUUUUGAGGGUAGGAUUAAGCAAUUUGUUAAGGCUGUCAAAACUGAAGGGUUCUGAACAAACACAACCACCAUCAGACACAUAAAUGCACACAACCACCAUCAGACACACACACACACACACACACACACACACACACACACACAAACAAAAGGAAGGUGACACAUUUAUUUGAUAUGCAUGAGUGUCAGUGCUAAAUAACGCAGUUCCAAAUGUGUUACUAAUAUUUGGAUGUUGAAUGUUUUAAAAUAACAUAUUCGUUGUAUUUGUGUUCUUGCAUCCUCACUCCAACUCAUUGGAGGGGUAAAAUUGGUGAUUUUACAAAUGUUGUUCAUUUUUGAUAUGUCUAAAUAAAUGGCCUCUUAAGACUUUU
Messenger RNA from Esox lucius (northern pike), 2151 nucleotides. Its product is annotated as syntaxin-1A. The record is from RefSeq and is a predicted model, not a curated record. Gene Ontology annotation, molecular function: SNARE binding; SNAP receptor activity. The coding region runs from base 201 to 1067 and encodes 288 amino acids. The transcript is spliced from 10 exons. NCBI's taxonomy places the organism in Eukaryota, Metazoa, Chordata, Actinopteri, Esociformes, Esocidae. Gene Ontology annotation, biological process: synaptic vesicle fusion to presynaptic active zone membrane; intracellular protein transport; exocytosis. Gene Ontology annotation, cellular component: plasma membrane; synaptic vesicle; presynaptic active zone membrane.